This is a messenger RNA of Nomia melanderi (Alkali bee), 4868 nucleotides long. RefSeq names its product Inner centromere protein (gene Incenp). Gene Ontology annotation, biological process: metaphase chromosome alignment; mitotic cytokinesis; meiotic spindle midzone assembly. NCBI's taxonomy places the organism in Eukaryota, Metazoa, Arthropoda, Insecta, Hymenoptera, Halictidae. The record is from RefSeq and is a predicted model, not a curated record. Gene Ontology annotation, cellular component: nucleus; midbody; kinetochore.
AUAUGCUUGAUCAGACCUGCACCGUCCCUGACUGUCCCGCCAGUCGCAAGAAAUGUAGAUUGUCGUUAAUGUUCUCUUUGCUUUUGUACAUCGUGUUUGUGAAACGUGCUAAUUUUGUGUACUUGGUGUAACUUUGUUGUGAAAUUGAGUUGUGUUGAAUUAUUACUUUUAAUUGUAACUUUACUAUUGAAACUUUUAUUUUACUAUUUUAUUAUUUUACCAUUGAAAAAACAGAUUCUGAACAUGGGUACCAGGUCCAAAGAUAAAAUCAAGGCAGUGAUCGCCAAAGAUAUCUUAGAUAUAUAUAAUCGUUGUACAGAAGUAAAAAAAAUUAUUAAUGAUAAUGUGGAGGCCACCAUGGAUUACUUACAUGAUUUAUUAGAUCAAAUACCACAAUCAGCAUCUGGUCCUUUAAUUACAAAGACUCCAAAAGUAUUAAGAAAGAAAGGAGUAAAACGCAUAGAAACUAUUCCAGAGGAUGAAGUUAUUGUUGUUGAUAACCCAGUAUCAGAGUCAAUAAUAGAAAAUUCUAAAGUAGAGGUUACAGACAAUGCUGAAGAAAGUGUAUCAGAAACGACAACUGGUAGAUCAAGAAGAGCAGCUUCAAAGAAAGCAGCUAACAGUAUUAAGAAACAACAAUCCAUGUCACUUUCAAAGAAAUUGAGAAGGCCGUCAAGCUUAGACAAGAAAAAAAAUGAGAGUCGAGCUAAAAGGAAACAAUCUGCAAGAAGUAGUUCGGAUGAAGAGUCUACUCAAGGUCCUACAAAGCAUAGUAAAGUAGAAGAAAGUAUACUAAGACAAAGAUCUACACAAAACUCAGAAGAAGAGACCAGAGAAAAUGAUCAGACUAUAACAGAAGAAAAUAUGGUGAAACAAGAAAAACUAGAAACAUCAAGAAAGUCUUCAUCAACAUGGCAUUCUAAUAAAAAGAUAUCACUUCCAUCUAAUGAUAAAACACAUGACAUUAUCAAUGAUACGGUCAUUGCACCUAAAUCAGAUGGCAUGGAAGAAGCUUCAAUGUAUGAGGAUGCAAUUGAAAAACCUACACCUAUCAUGAAUUCUACAAUGAAUUUGAAUUCGACUCACGUUAUAUAUAAAAUGAUGAAUGCAACAGUGGUCUUGGAACCUUUGUCAGCAAUAAAAUUGAACGAAACCGUAACAAUUAGUAAAAACAAAAUGAACAGUACGCAUAAAGAGAGUCAGGAGGGGAAAAAUCAAGAUCAGCCUGAAUUUAAAUCGCCUAAAAUACCGAAACAACAGUCACCUUCUUCAAUAGCCCUACAAGACAGGAUGAAACAUUUAAAGGAAGCCAUGGCAAAUAAGGAAUUUGAUGAAUUAAUAACAGAGGACGAAUCAUCUCCAGAAGUGAAAAAGCAUAGACCAAACAUCAAGAAGCAGGACAUUAAAAAACGACAGAAACGGACAAUGAGAUCUAUGAGCUCGAGCGAAGAUGAGAUUCUUAGUACGCCUGCAAAGCCAGCUUUGAAGGAUAUAACCACAGGCAUGAGUCUUCAAGAAAUAAGGAAUACAUACAAGUCGAAUGCUUUAUUCAGUCCUUAUGCCAAAGAAUCUGUUAAAAGAAGGGUUGAAGCAUUCGAGCAGGUAGGCAUGCACAGUCCAAAGCCUCCUGUUGAUGUUGAUGCACCGACCAGGGUGACCAGGACAAAAACACGAGCCAUAGCUGCUGCACAAGCAGAUGGUUCGGAUGUUCCAAAAGUUGCGGAAAAAACAGUUGCUCAAAAACUAGCAAGAAAGUCACUCGCAAAAGCUAAAAAAAUCUCAUUAGCAAAACAUGCUAAGCACACAGAGGACUCCAAAGAGAAUAAAGCCCCGUCUGCUCAAAAAAUAAGCAGAUUACUUGUUGCGGACAAAGGAAGCCAUCUGCAGCAGCAGAAAACGACUCCGUUAACAAAGACAAAGAUUCAGUUGCCAAUGUCUGUCAGUCGUAUUCCACAAACUCCAGCGAACAAUCCUAUUAUACAUAAUAAUAAGGCAUUAACUGGAACGCGCUCAAAUAUCAUCACAUCAGUCGAGUCAUUCAUUCAGUCUGGGAAACCGGUCAGCAAACGCAAUUCGUUAGAUAAAACGGAAGAGAAAAAACGAAAAUUGAAUGACGAGGAUGCAAGGAAGAAACGAGACGAGGCGUUGAGACUUCAAACAGAAGAAAAAAGAAGAAAAAGGCAAGAAAAGGAAUUGAAAAAUAAGUUAAAAAGGGAGGCCAAUGAGAAAUUGGAAGCGGAGAGACGUCAGAAGACUGAGAAAGAAAGAGAAGAAAAAGCACGUAUACAGCAACAGAUGCUGGAAAAGCAACGCGAGGAAUUAGAAAGGAAACGUCUCGCUCAGUUGCAACGAGCUCAGGAAAAGGAGGAGAGACGAAAACUAGAAGAACAACAACGUUUGCAGCGUUUACAGGAACAAGAAGAAGCAGAAAGACAAUUGGCUGAGCAGAGACGCCGGGAACAGGAGGCCGAGAAACGAAAAGAAUUGGAAGCGAGAGCUCAACAGCAGGCUAACGCCGAAGCAAUGCGAAUUAAACAUCAAAUGCUUAAUGCGCAGGCAAAAUAUGGAAAUAAACAUCAGGGUCCGACAAAUUAUAUUUUGGACAGUGAACCCGAUGAAGAUGAAUCAGAUGAUGAGAGUAGACCAAAGCACGCAAUCCCAUAUUGGGCACAACCACAUGUACGUAAAACGCAUCUGGCAAUACAACGAUAUAUUCCGGCGAAAGCAAUCCUCAGAUUCUUCGACUCUAAAAAGUGUACACCUGACUUGACUGAAUUAUUCCAAGGUAUAGACAGAAGUAGAUUGAAACGUACAUCCAGUGCAAUCUGGAAAACACCGCCACGUUAUUCCAUGAUGGAAGCCGAAUAAGAGAAGGUAUAAUUUAUUAAAUGUAUUAUUGUUAAUUUGUCAUGUUACGCCUUAAAAAUGAAAGUGCCUAAUAAUACCAUAUUAUAGCAUAUGUAAUAUAGUAAUAAUAUUAUAUCGUACCGAUCUAGAAAAAAAUAUAUUCAAUUUUACAUGACACAGACAACUGUAAGACUGCUGUUUUGAAAAUUUUUAAAUGUACUCGUUUUUUUACCGAUUUAAUCAGGCUUAGCUGCUUUACUGAUAUUUUUAUUUAUGUAUCGUUUGUAUUGCACAAGACUCAAUGAGAAAAACAACUUUCAUAUAAAUAGUUCAUAAUAAUUAAUAAGUAAUUAUACCAAUGCGACAGUUUUUAACAAGAAAUAGAUUUUUGAAAAUUUUAAUUGUCUCCAUUAUUCUAUGCCUAACGUUGUUUCUUGUAACAUAUUCGAUAACUUAAGAAAUUUUUCAGCCUUUAAUAUAUCGCUUAUGUAUUGCGACCGCCUUUCCUGCGGGGAAGAAUUAUUAUUAUUAUUUUGCACAUACGUAAAUUAACUUUUCAAAAACGAUUGAUAUAUUGAUAUAAUUAUUAAUUAUAAUUUGACAUUUAAACGAAUAUAAAUGACUUACGUCAAUUCUUUUUGUCUCUGUAAAAUUGACGGUAACGUUGGUGUUUGAAUAGUCUCCAAUGGUUUUAAUUUUAAGUGUGUAUAUAUAGGUAUCUAAAAACCAGAAUUUUCAUAAGAAUAUGCUUUAAAAGAUAUUGACAAAUUUCUAAUAAAAGAACGGUUGUUAAAUUUUUAAAAAUUAGACUUCCUAGUUGUUUGGUACAUUUACAUAUGACAUAGAAGUGUCCAGAAUUGGAUAAUCUAAAAAGAUCAUCAUGACUGAUUUAUCCAUGGUUGAAAUUGUAAGUCUUCUCCCAUCUAUCAUAGUAUCUUUACGUUCCCCUAUCACAGACUUUACAAAAUCGGAAACUUCUUCUUUGGGCUUAGUUAUUGCUUGCCUAAUCCCUCCUUCUAAAAGCUGUUUGUUUUUAUACGUUAAUACAAAGAAAUACUUAAGAUUUUCUUCCAACGCAGUAUUAAAGAUAUACAAUUACUUUCAUAGUAGUAGAACUUGCAGAUCUUGCAACAUCAGGUGGAAAUCUGUAGUUAUUGAAAUAUUUGUAUGCUGGGAUCGUAGGCAAAAUUGGUGACCAUGAUUUGAACGUCCCAAAGGUUGAUAUGUAACGUCCCCCUAGUGUCCAUAAGCGUACCGUGCAAUCCGUACUGCCACUUGAAACAAUGAACAUCUUCCAAAAUGUACAAGUUUAUACAAAAAUUUUGAUCUACAAUUGUACGAUCGAAAGUAUUUUUUAAUCCAUUUUAAUAUUACCAAAUAAGUUAAUAAACCAGUCUGAAUAUAUGGAAUAAGGAAUAAUAUAUUUUUAUAAAAGCAUAUGCAUGUACCUAUGAAACGGACCCAGAUACACAUGAAAUGCAAAUUUAUAAUUGCUUGCUAAAUUGGUAAUUAGAAAUUAGUAUUAAGUAAUUGAAAUUACCUAACAAUAAUAUGUGCAUUAGAAAUUACUUGCACAGACGUAACAGAUUUUAUGUGACCACGUACGGAAGUGAGCAAAAUUGGCAAAGGUUGAUCCUUAAUUGCUCUUUUUGCUCUUCCGUUAAUUUUAUCCUUCCAUAAAAAUGGAAACUCCAGUCUUAAAAGGGGCAUACACACCUUCGGAGAAUCUGGUAUCAAAUAGUUUGCAAGAUACCAAACUUUAAUGUACCCCCUAUUGUGCCCUGAAUCAUUUGAACUAAGAUUAUUUUCUCGAUUCUAAUGCAAAAUAAUACAUUUUAAAAGUGUAUUGUAUUUUCACAUACUAUACUACAAUAUAAGUAAGUUUGAAAUUGACAAAUUAUAAUGUUUAUGAUAAGUUGUAUGCUAUGUAUCUUGGAGCAAUUACCAUUGUACAUUACAGUGUUUAUAGAUUAUGAAGUACUGAGAUAUAAAUUUAUAAUGAAUAAAUUUUGUUGUGAAGA